Pararge aegeria (speckled wood butterfly) is the source of this 1751-nucleotide messenger RNA. Its product is annotated as 23 kDa integral membrane protein-like. The transcript has 6 exons. The record is from RefSeq and is a predicted model, not a curated record. Gene Ontology annotation, cellular component: membrane. NCBI's taxonomy places the organism in Eukaryota, Metazoa, Arthropoda, Insecta, Lepidoptera, Nymphalidae. The coding region runs from base 146 to 844 and encodes 232 amino acids.
AUAUUUUUCUUUUAGUCGCUUUCGAUACUACGGUACGGUUGGUCGCUGCCGCUCCGCGAACUAAUAAACGAGUAAUAUAGAAUACCCGUGUGUGACCUCAACUUUGUGAAGUUUUGUGUGUGACUUCGCCGCUUGUGAUUUCAAAAUGGGGUGUGGAACGAGUUUUGUGAAAUAUGUGCUGUUUUUCUUCAACCUGGUGGUCGCGCUGUUUGGUCUAGCGGUGAUCGGAGUCGGCGUGGCCGUGCUGCUCAAAUGGUCGGUGCUGACUGAUAUUCUGCGCGGUCAUCUGACCGUGGCGCCGUGGGUGUUCAUCGUGAUCGGCGCGAUCAUGUUUGUGAUCGCUUUCUUCGGCUGCUGCGGAGCGAUACGCGAAAGCCAUUGUAUGGUUGUAACGUACGCGAUCUUCUUGCUGGUGAUCAUCAUCGCGCAGGUCGUGCUGGCGGUGCUGAUGUUCACUUACGGAGAAUCGAUCAAGAACUCGUUAGUGCAGUCCGUGAACGCGUUGUUCGACAAGCGGGCCACCGACCCCAGCGUCAAUGUCGUCUUCAACAAUAUAGAGGAACAGCUCAACUGCUGCGGCAAAAACGGUCCGUUCGACUACGGUGUGGCACCUCCCAAGUCGUGCUGCCCCCACAUGGGCGUGGUCGGCUCUACCAUCAACCAGUGCACUGUCAUCGACGCCAACAAGAACGGCUGCGCGCCCGUCGUGGGUGAACUGUACGAGACAUGGAACAAACCCAUCGCCGGCAUCGCUAUCGGUGUCGCUUGUGUCGAGAUCGUCGGGGCCCUGUUCGCGCUGUGCCUGGCCAACUCCAUAAGGAACAUGGAUAGAAGGUACGCUUAAACGAUAACAUCACGAAUAUUUUAUACGAGAAAAAAGUAUCACCAUUGAAGAAUAACGAAACAACAUACCAUAAACAAUUUGUUUUUUUUUAUUAAUGAUUAGUAUGUACAAGUUAAGUUACUGUUAAGUUGAUAAAUGCAAGCCCCACCUCAGUUAAUUUCGAUUCCGAACUGUUACCAUAAAAUGUAGCGUAAGAGACGGCUGCUUCAAUUUUGAUAGAAUAUUGACGCUUAUUUACCAAAAGAAAAGAUUGAGAAUAUUGGAAACAUCACAACUAAAUAUUAUUAAAAGAAAUUAAAAAAGUUUUGCAUUCGUGAAUUAAAUUCAGAAUAAAAAAAAUGCUAUUAAUUUUUUUACGACAACACUAGAGCCGUCUCUUUAAGUAAAUGCAAGUUGAAUGUUAAAGGUAAGGUAGGAAAGUUAACACAUUUUCGUACCUGACGUGUUAUUGUUUAUAUUCUAUACUCUGUGCCUAUAAUAUUAAUAUUAUUACAAACAACAAAAGGCACGAGUGAUUACAUAAUUAAAACAUUAUUUUAAAGAUUGUAUGGAAACGCGCAAACUACUUAUUUUAGGCAGAAUUCUAUCUCUUAGAUCUGUGGCGCUCUGACUUGUGUUUCAUAUUCUAUUAUAAUACGGUUGAAUUAACUGUGCACCUGUUGUGCCCUUUUUGCUUAUGGCUCCUCUUCAGUAUGUCUGUCAUCGCGAAAGAUCCGAGAGGCCGAAAGAUCCGAUCUGGUGUGGGCAUAUUCAAGCAGAUCAAAGAGUAUAGUGGGUUUCCGGUAGAAUGUUGACCACCGUGUCCACACUGUAGCCACGCAUUAAGUUUGUCAUUACGUUACUGUUUAUCGAUUGUCCUGAAAAUUUCUGAAAUAAAAACCCUAUAGUACACACUCAGUAGUUACAU